This is a messenger RNA of Acomys russatus (golden spiny mouse), 1257 nucleotides long. It is a transcript of the gene Yaf2, whose product is annotated as YY1 associated factor 2. The record is from RefSeq and is a predicted model, not a curated record. The transcript is spliced from 4 exons. Gene Ontology annotation, biological process: positive regulation of DNA-templated transcription. The coding region runs from base 118 to 660 and encodes 180 amino acids. Gene Ontology annotation, molecular function: DNA binding; transcription coregulator activity. Gene Ontology annotation, cellular component: nucleus. NCBI's taxonomy places the organism in Eukaryota, Metazoa, Chordata, Mammalia, Rodentia, Muridae.
UGGCGGCUGCAGCUCGCGGCGCGGCCUUCCCCGCCCCCCUCGCCUCCGCGCUUCCGCCGGCCACUCACCUCGGCGCUGACACCACCGGCCGCGGCCUCGCGGGCCUCGGCAGCGAGCAUGGGCGACAAGAAGAGCCCCACCAGGCCGAAGCGGCAGCCGAAGCCCGCCUCGGAUGAGGGCUACUGGGACUGCAGCGUCUGCACCUUCCGGAACAGCGCCGAGGCCUUCAAGUGCAUGAUGUGCGAUGUGCGGAAGGGCACCUCCACCCGGAAACCUCGCCCUGUCUCACAGCUGGUUGCACAGCAGGUUACUCAGCAGUUCGUGCCCCCUACCCAGUCAAAGAAAGAGAAGAAAGAUAAAGUAGAAAAAGAAAAAAGUGAAAAGGAAGCAACUAGCAAAAAGAACGGUCAUAAGAAAACCAGACCAAGAUUGAAAAAUGUGGAUCGGAGUAGUGCUCAGCAUUUGGAAGUCACUGUUGGAGAUCUAACAGUCAUUAUUACAGACUUUAAGGAGAAAGCAAAGUCAGCGCCGGCAUCGAGUGCUGCUGCUGGGGAUCAACACAGCCAGAGCAGCUGCAGCUCAGACAACACGGAGCGGGGCGUGUCCAGGUCCUCCUCGCCCCGAGGAGAAGCCUCAUCCCUGAACGGAGAGUCUCACUAAACAUUCUUGUUCCACUUAGUCAUGCCUGUCCUCCCAUGGAAACACAGAUUAUGCCAAGAACUACCACAUUUUCAUGACAGACACAUUCAUGCCUAACCAAUAAUUUGAGUUUUACAUGAAAUAUGAAUUUUCCAGGAUUUAUUAGAUUUUAUUGCUGUGUAAGCUAUUGAACAUUUCCAGACUUAACAUUUUGGUCUCUGCUGUUAAAUGUCAUGAAAAUGUGGUUGAAUUAUUCAUUAUGCAGUGUUAUUGGUAAGUCUAUUUUCACUUAUAGUUUAGUGAAUUCUAACACAUAAUUAUUGAAUUAUCUACUAUUGGCAUGUAAUGAGUUUAAAUUUUUUAUUACAUAGUGCAAGCUGCCUAAAUAUGUAUUAUUUGAGAAUUGUGAAACAAAUAGUUAUAUGUAUGCAAGUCAAAGAUCAACUUAAUCAACUAUUGCUGCAACAGGAUUUUCUUAAUGGUUAUCUUCUUAAUGCACCUGCUGGUACUUGGUGUGGUUAAAUAGGAAAGUUGUUAUUAAAUAAAGGAUUUGUAUGGACCUUUGCCAAUGUUUUUGACAUGUUUUUACUAAAUUAUUGUUUCUGAGUUAUGUUUUAU